UUGAAUUCACAAAGCUACAAAGAUAAACUUACAAUAUUAUUAUUAAACUAAAAAGUUCACAGCAAGUUUAGCGUGUAUUAAUCACUUCUCGUAGUAUUUUCUAUUUAUAUUUAUUAAAUAAUUACUAGAUAUUUACUUAAUGAAUAGAUCGUUUCCAUUUCAUGUCGUCUCGACUCUGUUGUAAUGUUUACCGCGGAUAGACGCUAAUGGCCAUGUUAUUUUAACUGAAAUCAUCAACACGUAAACAAUUUUCGAGAGCUGGGAAGGCGUUAGAAAAUAUAGACAAUUCUUAAAAGAUCAUGGAUCAUGUGGUUGAUGACUAUGAAGCUUUACGGGACUUUCUUUUAGAAGCAGAACUUCAUCAAUAUUAUGAAUUAUUCAGGGAUAUAUUAAAAGUUAGCAAAUUGUCACAACUAAAAUAUGUUGCAAUUGAAGACCUUGCACAAAUUGGUCUGUCAAAACCAGAGCAAAGAAGGUAUAAAAAACUCUACACCAAAUAUUUUCCAAACAAUUAUAUGACAAAAAUAAAGAAGCUCCUUAGUGCAAACAAAAAACAUGAAACUCUUAAUCAUGGACUUAACUUUAACACUGUUGAUUUUCAUCAAUAUCCUGAGAGUAGUACUAAAGUAUCUCCGAAACAUAUUAUUUCAAUAGAAGACAUAGCAAUAAAUAAGGAAUUAGGCAUGGGUCAGUUUGGUGUUGUUCAACAAGGAACAUGGGCUACUGGCAAUCAAAGAUUGCAAGUUGCUAUAAAGUGUCUUGGUAAUGAGCGAAUGACAUCAAACUCUACAGAAUUCCUUAAAGAAGCGGCUGUGAUGCAUAGUAUUGAACAUCCUAGUAUAGUUAGGUUAUAUGGGGUAGUUCUACAUAUGGAUUCCCUUAUGCUGGUAACAGAACUAGCACCCCUUAGGUCUCUUUUAGAAUGCCUACGGGAAGUAACUUUUCGAAGUAAUUUCCCAGUGCCUAAUCUUUGCGAAUUUGCUGAACAAAUCUGUGAUGGAAUGACUUACCUUGAAAAUAAAAGACUGAUUCAUAGAGAUCUUGCUGCAAGAAAUAUAUUAGUAUUUAGCAAAGAUAGAGUAAAAAUUUCUGAUUUUGGUUUAUCAAGAGCUUUAGGAGUUGGGAAAGACUAUUAUCAAACAAAUUAUAAUGUUAAUCUUAAACUACCUGUAGCUUGGUGUGCUCCGGAAUGUAUACUGUAUCUGCGCUUUACAUCAGCAAGUGAUGUAUGGGCAUUUGGUGUGUGUCUGUGGGAAAUGUUCACUUAUGGUUUCCAGCCAUGGGUUGCAUUCUCUGGACAACAAAUUCUUGAGGCCAUUGAUGCACCUAACUUUCAGAGAUUAGAGCGUCCAGAAUGCUGUCCCGAUGCCUAUUACUCACUGAUGCUUGAGUGCUGGUCACAUGAUCCUAACAAUAGACCGAAGUUUAAAGACUUAAAGCCUCGUCUAAAGCAAGUACGACCUGAAGAGGUUCAAGCGAUUGGUAAUCAGCAAAGGAGCGAAGAGGGGCGUCGUAGUAACUUUCUGGAAUACAAAGUUGGUCAAAAAAUUACGGUUCUUGGCAAAGAGGAUUUUACAAAGACAGCGAUGUGGUACGGCGUUUUAUCUGGCGGAACAUGUGGGAUUUUCGAUCCGAACAAUACAGAACCAAUCAUCAAAAAUGAGAGAUCUCAAUCACUCGAGCCUGGCUCCUUCUCUCCGCAUCCGUCACGCUCCAUACGCUCAUCACUUUUGCGAUCUGAUGCUAAACGGCACACGGUUAUGGGCAAACGAUCAAUACAACGAAGUAUGAUAUCUAGCCCCCAAGGCGACGUGAAGCAUACAGGCCACGUGGGCGCCGAUGGAGCUUACUUCGGCGAUAUAUCAUUUUUGGAUCCAGCUGGAUGUCCGCCACGCCAAAUCGUGACUCCCUACCGACCGUCUGAAGAUCUAGAACAGGUGCCGCUCAUAAACCCAAAUUCACCGUCGCACUUAACAGCUGCAAGUACACCAUACCCACUGCUGACUUCAGGCUUCGAGCAGAGGCCUGGCUGCGAUCAAGUCGAUUUAGCCUGCGUCGAUUCGAAACAGAAGCCGAUCAAGAAGGGUCAUUUGAAGUCAGUCCUAGAACCGACGACAAGCAAGAGUCUUCUGAGUAAGGUAAAAUCGGCGACACUUGGGCGCUCACAUAAAACCGAAGAUGGUAGCCAAUCAAGAACAGCCGAAACCCACGAGUACCAUGAAAUCUCCGACACCGACACCGAAAGCACGGCUACAGAUAAUGCGAAAGUUGAUAAAUCAUCGCCUGACGCAGUUAUUAUGAAAGCUUCCACGGACUUCAGUAAAAGCUUACUUGACGAAAUGGAGUCUAUGUUUCGAAAUUUAGAUGACAGACGUCGCAAUGAAAUCAACCUUCACCAUGAAAUAGAUGCAGCUAUUAGCAGAGCACAUACAUUGAACAAGACGGAGAAAAAGAAACCAUUCCAUACAGCGACAAUGAAACUUAUGUCCGCUCAUGACACAAGAACGUUGGAUACGGCGGUUGCGUUAGCAAACGAAAUUACUUCUAAAUCAAUGACGGGUUUGGACGAAACGAAAUUGCCGACGUCGCCGAGUGAACGACUUAAGUUUCAUUUUAAAUUUCCUCUAGUUUCACUUCAUCAUAAUAACCAUCACGAAGGUGAAAAGGAGACAUGUGGGAAACGCAAUUUCAGCGAGGAAGCCAAUAGCGUUCCAGACAUUCAGGAAACGAUAACUGAAGAAUCGAGGAUGGUGUACAAUAGCCUUAUUGAAGAGCCCACUCCAGCAAUUUCUGUCGUCAAAUUGCCCCAAGAAAAACCUUCUACUUCUACGAUUCCCAAGGAGACGCGAAAGCAAACGCCAAGAGUUAAUUUCAACUCCUUGCCAUCAACAUCGUGCGAGGUGAUCGUCAACCAGCCUGUAGCUGACUCGCUCAGCAAUGAUGGCAACGAAAUCCCUCUGCCUCCACGAACCACCAAACCAAAACUAGUUGACAAGCCACGACACGUGCGAAAGCAUCCACUUCGCUUGCCACUAUGCUGCGACCCACUACCUUCUCAGUUUGAAGCUAGCACAAGCCAAGCGCCCGUAACAAUCUACCAAAACAUUCGCGCUGUAAUCCAGAACGAAUACACUGAGGGCUUUGUACGCGACAACCCAUCCAUGCCGGACCCAGCGACAAACCCAUUCUAUCCUUCAUACUCUGUCGCAAUUACGUUGCCGGAUUUGUCAAACAAUCCUUUCGAUUGCUAUAUCAGCAACUUAGCCGCCAAAACGGAUGAGGGAGAAGAUGCUAUAUUCGAAGAAGUAUUCCUUAAAGGUGAGGCUAGUGGUGGCGAGAGGAGUGGUCCUAUAGAAUACGUUUCCGUGGAGGAUCUCCUUCAGUUUGCUGAUAGAAAACCGUCAUCGCAGCAGAGAGGGGUAGAAUCUGACGAAGUUAGAAUCAUGAAUAAGGUUCUAAAGGAGGUAUAAAUUUUUUAUCCAAGUAGUUUAUUUAUAGGUCAAUUGUAUUGAUGUCAGAGCUUAAUAUUAAACUGAUGUGAUAGUGAUUAAUGGUAGUCAUUAAUUAUGUAAGUCAAAUUGACUUUUUGAAGCAAUUAUUGUUAUAUAAUUGUUUAAUUUAAUACCUACAUUUACGUUAAAACUGAAAGUUUAUGUCUCGUCUAUUGUAUCUGUUAUACUACGUAACUUGAAAAGAUUUUUUAUUCUAUGUUAAUGUUGUAAACUAGAAUUCUAUUACUAUUUACUUAAAAAGUAUAGUUAAGUAGUAGUUGUAGAAUCAAUACGUAAUGAAAUUGUAAGAGGUGAUGCCGUAACGGUUCCUAACUGUAAUACGAUUUUUAAUAUGGUCAAUUUUUUUAAGCUCCGAAUAAGCCACAUGAAAUCGGUAUAUUUCUAAUUAACACAUAUCUAAAUAGGUAACAUAUAAAAUUACAUAUCAUUGUUUUUUUUUAAUUUGGCAUUUAAAUAAAGCUACAUAUAAUUUAAAAAUAUUAAAAUCAUAUCAUUUUACAGUUAUUUAGUUAUAGAGUAGAGUAUUUGGGGAAGAGAUAGGUCGCUUUUCUAUUUUUUUUUCGAAAGUAAAUGGCGAACUGCGUUUAUCUAUCACUUGUCACUUUGACAAUUAACUAUAAUGGAAUUUUCGUUCAAUACAUUAUUUUGCUCAUGGGCUCAAAAAGUUUAUAAUCAAGAAUAAGUCAAUGAGUUUUUUCUGUGAAAUAAUAUAGAGUGCAUAAAAGCACAAACAUAUCUAUGUAAGAAUUUAUAUACGCUAAUUUAUUAAUAGUUUAAUAUUAGUAAACUUUUUUUUUUCAACUUUUGAUUCCAUUAACAAAUAUAUUUGACCUUCAUGAAUACUUGUGUCAUACGUAUUGCAACUUAAAUGGUUAUUUGUUAAUUUUAAUGUUAGGUAAUGUUGUUUUAGUUUUUAUUCCAUCACUAGAUUUAACACAAAAUAAUAAAUUUUGUCGCUAAAACACAACGAAUGUGAUAGAUUCCAAUUUUAUGUAUUACAUAAUUGUUUUAAGCUGUAACACUAUUUAUGGCCAGACCAUUAAUAAAAACUAAGUCAGUCGUAUAUAUAAUUAUAGUUUAAACUGUUUAAUUCAAAGUCCAAAUAAUAUAAUGGACUGGAGACCUACAUACAACGUAAUAGUAAAGAUUCCUACUGCUCGAUUCUGCAGGUAUUUGUUUUUUUGUACCCACAAAGUUUUUUUAAAUCAAUUUUACGUAACUUUGAAAGAAAAAUGAUGAUAGCUGCAGAUUCGAGCCGUGGUAUCUUUGGUGGUUCUAAGCCAUAGAUUCGUAACAAAAAUUAGAUUAGUAGAACUAAACCGUGUGAACGCAUAUGAUGUAUUAACAUACUGUUUUUUUACAUUUAGACCCUAUCUGAUUGUAAAUAUUUUUACUCGUAUACGUACUUCGAAAUAUUCAUACUUAAUUUUUCUUCAUGUAGGUGACGUUUUAUAAAGAUAGCAAAUUUAAGAAAAUUCUAGUUAUAAAUACUAAAUUAGACUUCUUUUGAAUGUUACUUUUUUAUUUUGUUAGAAUAAAUAUUUCUCAAAACUUGUUACUUAAAAUCUGAUCUGAAGAAUAUUCAACAUAAGAAAAUGUACAAUAACACAUCUCACAGUCUCUGUUAAGGGGUGUGUGUGCCACACCCUGUGCUUUUGUUGUUUUAUUUUAAAACUUAAUCAUUAAAUUAUUAAACUGAGAAUAUCACAUAUAAUUGAAAUAAGAAGAUAUAAAUCCUAAUUCAUAAAAAAUAUGAAAAAUGCCAUCCCUCUGAAUUCUGCCAGCCAACAUAAAUAUUGUAUGUUAUCUCAAUAGCUGAGACUGAUUUCUUUUGUAUAAACAAACGUUAAUACUGUUAUUUCGUUACGGGGCUAUAAUAACUCAGUAUUAUAAAUCUCAAUUUAUAGCCAAUUCAAUUUACACAAAUGUUUCCUGUUAUUGUAAUUAAAAUUCUUUAAUAAAUAUUAAUAAUAGUAAUAAUUAGUAUUUAAGUAUGUGUAAUUAAUGUAUAUUUACUAGACAAUUCACACAUUACAUAUAUAUAAAAGGCAGAUUAAAAAAUAUAUUUAAAAAAAAUUGCAAAUAGCAACAUUACGUUAAAACCUAUCGUCGAUCUACUCUUUAAUAGACGUAAUGAUGUAAAUAAAUUCUUGCAAUUAUAUUUUAAAGUUUCCAAAAAGAUUUAAUGUUUUGUGAUGAAAUUUUAUACUGUAAAUAGAAGUGUAAACGAGUAAGAUUUCAUAAUAACGCUAAACAGUAGCACUGUGUUAACUAUUUAUUAAUUACAUAAUUUAAUUUCGUCGUUAGAGUUAAAGGAAUAAUAAGCUUGGUUGGGGUUUGUAGCAAUAAUUAUAAGUUUAACCGUCUAGUAUGACAUCAUUUAUAAAAAUAGAUCUAAGAAAACUAUGUGUAUAACGUA
Messenger RNA from Pieris brassicae (large cabbage white), 5931 nucleotides. RefSeq names its product activated Cdc42 kinase-like (gene Ack-like). The record is from RefSeq and is a predicted model, not a curated record. The coding region runs from base 300 to 3470 and encodes 1056 amino acids. Gene Ontology annotation, biological process: protein phosphorylation. Lineage: Eukaryota; Metazoa; Arthropoda; Insecta; Lepidoptera; Pieridae. The transcript has 25 exons. Gene Ontology annotation, molecular function: protein tyrosine kinase activity; ATP binding.